Molecule: messenger RNA, 838 nt
Organism: Helianthus annuus (common sunflower)
Lineage: Eukaryota; Viridiplantae; Streptophyta; Magnoliopsida; Asterales; Asteraceae
Product: ethylene-responsive transcription factor ERF017
Exons: 1
Coding region: 67-654 (195 amino acids)
Biological process (GO): regulation of DNA-templated transcription
Molecular function (GO): DNA binding; DNA-binding transcription factor activity
Source: RefSeq, a predicted model, not a curated record
CACAUAUAUAUACAUAUAUCCUAGUUCUUCAAGCUGUAAAGUGUAACCAACAUACUUGCCAACAACAUGGAUAUGACACCAGCAUCAGCAUCAGAAACAACAACAACAACAACAACAACAACAAGUGAAGAGAUUUCUUCAAUGCACGAACCAAAAUACAGAGGUGUAAGAAAAAGAAAAUGGGGAAAAUGGGUGUCCGAAAUUCGGCUGCCAAACAGCCGAGAGAGGAUCUGGCUCGGCUCAUACGACUCAGCAGAGAAAGCGGCCAGAGCUUUCGAUGCUGCAGCAUAUUGUCUACGUGGCAGCUCGGCCAAGUUCAACUUCCCGAACCAGCCCCCCAACAUUCCUGGAGGAACGACUCUUUCUCGUGCUGGCAUACAAGCAGCCGCCGCUAGCUUUGCCAACUCAGUUGUUGUUUCUGAUGACCCUGUAGUACAGGAAACACAAACACACACCGCCACCACCACCAGCUCAUCCUCGUACAUGGUACACAAUGAAUUCAAUAAUGAGAUGGGGUACGAUAUGUUUUUGGGUUUUGAUGAUUAUUUCAUGCCAUCAACGAUGAUGUUGUCUCCUGAGUUUGCAGAGUACGAUGAGGAUAACUCAAGCGAUGGGGAUAUAUCACAAGGCCCAUCGUUCCUAUGGAACUUUUAAUAAUCAAUCUAUAUAAUAAUAUAUACAUUCAUCAAGGUGUAUAUAGAUAUUAAAGAGUCACAAUUCUGGGAUAUUUUUAGUAGCUAGAGUUGUUGAUACAAAUCUGGACCAUUUUAUUUUAGCGUACGGAUCGAGGAAAUUCAAACGUCACCAAUUAAGCUCGUUUUUAUCAUGCAUGUUUAGG